GGGAAGGUUUAGCACUUUGGAAUCUGGACCUUUUCUGUGAAGAUCACCUUGGGACCCUUUUUCACCGUUCAACGGACCCAACCGUGAGUGCCAACGCCGUGCGUGCCACACCGCGACCGCUACCGCGAGCAGUGGUCGAUGCUGCGGGCCAUGCGCGCACCGCACGGCGCGCUGCGCAAGGCGCCCGUUUCCACGGGGUCCGCCCUAUUGUCCACGGGGCCAUCCGCCAGAUGCUCGAGGUUCCUGGCCACGAAGAAGGAGGAGAAGAAGGUGCCCCCGGAGACACCGGAGGAAGUCACGCGGAAGCUGCGCGAGCAGAGGGACUACUGGGACAAGCAGGAGCGGUCCACCGUGAAGACCAUCCUCUCACAGUGGGGAGGCCUUCUCUUCUUCGGCUUCUGGUGUUUGGUGGCCUGGCUCGGAAAGCAAUGGGCCGAGUACGAGAUGCGCCUCGUUGAGAGGGAGGAGGCCGAGAAGACGCGCCGCCGGAAACGGAAAGUGCCGGAGGAGUAGCGCCGGCAGCGCAGAGAUCGCUCGCGAAGUGGGCACAAAGCAAGGGCUGGGCGAGGGAUCGGAGGGGUCAUCAGUGUGGAUCCCCCCCAACAUCUCAUCUCCCGCGCGUUCUCUUUUUCCCCCUGCUGGAUGCACGUGGCGGAUUUCGGUCGCCGGCGAGGUGGAAUGGUGAGGCGUUUGGUGAGGGGGAUCAGGUUUUCUGACAGACCCACAUUGCUCA
Molecule: messenger RNA, 733 nt
Organism: Durusdinium trenchii
Lineage: Eukaryota; Dinophyceae; Suessiales; Symbiodiniaceae
Source: the annotation of a GenBank genome assembly